AUGGAGUCUGAAAUGAUAGCACUAGCUACUGCUGGUAAAGAACCAAGUUCGUUGAGAUGCUUGCUAGCAGAGAUCCCUUUGUGGGAAAAACCUCUGUCAGCUGUGUUGAUCCACUGUGAUAGUACCGCAACUAUUGCAAAAAUUGAUAAUCGUUAUUACAAAGCGUUCACCCUCUCCACCACCUCGCCCAACACCACCACACACCUCUUCUGCCUCUCCCUCCUCUACAACGUUAUUCCUUUGUCUACUUUUCUUCCACCAUUAUACACUCGCCCUACACCAAACUUCGCUCAAGUGCCUCCUCAUCUACGCAUUAGAAUCACUCCUCCACGAUGCUCCAUGCGAGUCCAAUUUGGAAUUGGUACUUCGAAAUCAAAGAACCCUAAACCGCAUUAUUUCAUCAUUUCAGACUCUAAGAGUGAUGACUCUUCUGAUUCGUGCCCCCCAGUAGCAAAAUCACCAACACAACCUGAACCACCAAUAAAAACGAAGCCCACAGCAACCACACCACCACCACAACAUCCAUCAACAACCACUAAAACUUCGACACCCUCAAAAUCCGCCUUCUCCUCUAAACCAUCGCACUCAACUCCUCCCCAUCAAAAACGGAGAUCGAUAAAUGACACCGUUUCCCCUCCUACAAAUCAAAAAGAACCCCUCUCUCAACCAAAACCACAAACUAAAAACAUGAAAACAAAAAUCACAAUGACCAUUGCUCAAUUUCUUGCUCGGAAAAUUCUCCCAAAUCCUCAGAGAAGGAAAACGCUUGCCCCCAAACAAAACCUAAAAAAGAAUGGAAAUGCUGUUCAGCACCAUACUGAUGUUCUUGGCUGGACAUCAUUCUUAAGGAUCUCUGAAUCUUAUUUCCCAGAUGUUGUCCGCGCAUUCUACUACAAUGCCAAAACAUUUGCGGACAAAUCUCUAAUUAUCUCAACAAUUAAGGGAGUGGAAAUCAAAUUGACUCCAGAUAUUUUGGCCACCAUUCUUCAGCUACCAACAAAAGGGCCAUCUGUUUUUGGUGACCACUGGUAUUCGGUUUUGGGUCUUAGAAAGACAGAAGUUUUGGCUAAUUUGUUUGAAGAAAACUCCACACGUCAUUUGGCCACCUAUCUUAAGCCUCUUCCCAAGGUAUUCAAUAACAUGUGCCAACAUACCUUGAUUCCACACUGUGGAAGCCAUGAGUAUGUAUCUGAUAAUGAUGCCUUGCUCAUUCAUCAUCUUCUAAAUUGCAAGAGAUUGAAUCUAACCUAUGUCAUUCUCCAGCACAUGAUUUGUGCAGCCAACAAAGAUUACAAAAAGAACACUGUGCCUUAUGGCAUGGUCCUGACUAUAAUCUUCAGCCAUUUUGGAGUAUCUCUUGCCUCUGAAAAAUCUCUGAUAAAAAUUUCCAAAUUCUCCACCAAGAAUCUGUCUCAUAUGCGUAAAACCUCUUCUGCUCCAACACCCACUCCUCCAUCAUCAGGAAGACGACCUCCCACAAAUCCUAUUUCAUUCUCAUCACCUCCUACUGAUCCUAAGGAAAUCUCAGAAAAAAUCCCUACACCAGAACAGUCUCCACCUACACCAGAACAGUCUCCACCACCACCAGAACCUUCUCCACCACCUCCAGAACCUUCUCCAUAA
Cicer arietinum (chickpea) is the source of this 1623-nucleotide messenger RNA. NCBI's taxonomy places the organism in Eukaryota, Viridiplantae, Streptophyta, Magnoliopsida, Fabales, Fabaceae. The record is from RefSeq and is a predicted model, not a curated record.